Molecule: messenger RNA, 3095 nt
Organism: Saccostrea echinata
Lineage: Eukaryota; Metazoa; Mollusca; Bivalvia; Ostreida; Ostreidae
Exons: 12
Coding region: 258-3095 (945 amino acids)
Biological process (GO): regulation of DNA-templated transcription
Source: RefSeq, a predicted model, not a curated record
CAAAGGAGGUAGAGUAAAGCACAUGGAUUUUCCAUAACCGGUAGGUAACAAAGCAAAAACGUUUCGCUUGUUCAUUAACCCUUGAAUGACUGCUAAUUGUUCUUUUUUGAGAUGAAAUGGAAAAUUGUACACGCUUUUCAGUGACUCAAAAGUUUCAGUUAUAUCCUUUACGUCCAUAACUCUUUUAAUCUUGACGUCGAACGUCAAACGUAUUCUCAUGACAUUUGGCGCGAAAACACGCGUGUAACAUAGCAGAGAUGGAAUACAAACGAAGGUUGACGCCGGUAAAGACACCGCGGAAAACGAAGGUUUUUCGACCGGUUGGCAGUACUCCUUCAAAGUUCAAAGAUGUUAAAAUUAAAAGUGUCGGAUAUGCCUGUAGAUGCAUAGAGCAUUAUGAAUAUAAGAAAGCCUUCACAUAUUUAUACAACAAUUAUGCUGGUGCCAGAAGAGCAGUGGAGAACUUGGUAAAGAAAGAAAUAAGGAAAGGUGUAAAGAAUCUCCUUAAUGACAAAGAGGGAAGUCUUCUUAAGAAAUGCAACUUGGAGAACAUAAAAAAAUUCAGUUGGUCAGCUAUUCUGUCUGAUGUUGCGAAGUACAUUCCCAUUCUGUAUUCAGCAUUAAUUGCCACCGUUGCCAGUCCAUCCAACGAGAAAAAUCUUCGAUCAAGAGUUCGCAAUAAACCAUUGGCUCCUGGUAUUGGACUAGCAGUUUCAGUCCUUCUCCAUUUGUAUUCCCCAUUGAAAGUGAAGUUUGUGCAGGGGUUGAAUUCUAUUGAAUUAUGGAGAUGUGGUGCACAAAGAAAGGCAUUUCUGCACUUGAAUCAGUUGGGAUUCUGCACAAGCAAGAACACAGCUUUGAGACUGAUAUCUCAAUUAAGAGUGCAUUCAGAUGAGGAUUUGUUGUAUUUGAAAAGGGUCAUUGAGCACCAGAUGGAAGCAGGUACUUUGGAAACAUGUUUAGAGAGUGAUACUGAUAUAGAUAUCAGUGAACUGAGCUCUGAGGAAGUAGUUCAGUCCUCAGGGACUGACGUAGGUACCUCAUCAGGCUCUCUUCAAGAGGACUCUGAGGAUUCUGUUUCCGGAGAUGAUGAAGAACUGAACACAAUUGAAAGUGUUUCGGAUUUAGUUCCAUAUUCACGGGGAUUUUGUAUCACAUGGGACAAUGUUGGGAAAAUGGUAAAGGCCUGUCAUCAGAGUACAGAACGGCAAAAUAAAAUGAUGCUAUGGGCUUUGGCUUACUGUGCGGAGAACAGAAUUCCUACAACACACUUAACAAACAGUUAUGUGAAUGCUUCAGAUAUACCGCUCCAGAAGUUUUUGCCAAUGGAGGAAGACAUCACCGAAAUCAAACAGCGCAUGGAGGUCAUUGUAGCAAGGAUCAUACAGAAGGAGAUGCCUUACUUUAAUAGCUGCAAAGUUGUUCCUCACAUCAGACACAAAUUCUGGAGAGAGUCUAGCAGGAAGAGUAAAGUAAUAAAUCUUGGAGUCUGUCAGGAAAAUCCCUCAACCACCACUGGGACCAUCAAGAUUAUGGAACAACUGCAUGAGUAUGUUCCACGACAGGGGGAUGAACUCUUCCAACUGAUAUGUUUUGGCGAUGGAUUGUCUUGUGAGAGACACAAUGAUGCUCACAUGGCUCGUUCAAAUGGAGAAUCAAUGCUCUCAAGACUACAGGGAUUGCAGCCUCAGGUUCAAGAAUUUCACAAGAGAAUGCUACUUAUGCAGGAUCUAAUGGACACAUUUUUCCAUGGAAGCAGUGCAGCAGAAAAGGGAACUCUUUUCCAUCUGAAAAAUGUUUUUGGACACAGGUCUGUUAAGAAAGAUGAAAGAGAGACAUUUAACCAUGCAGCAGACUUUAUAAAGUUUGUAACGCAUGGUUAUGUCCUCCUGGCAACGAUGGAUAUGUGUGGUAUGGAGAGCAUAGGGGGCCCUCCUAAUCUACCGGAAGAUGGAGAUGAUGACACCCUCCUGACAGAUGUUGCUAGAAGAGUUGUCCAACUCAUCUGGCAUAGUCCUAGAGUGGAAAAAAUCCUUGGCAGCGAUGCAGAUGAGGAAGACAGCUAUAUUUACUGCCUUUGUAAAAUAGAUCUUGGAGAUGAUGUCCCAAUGAUCUACUGCUCCGGUAUUCAUUGUCCAGGGAAUAACUGGUUCCAUCUACAGUGUUUGCACAUGGAGGAUGAUGAUGUUCCUGAUGAAGAGUUCUACUGUUCUGAUGAUUGCAGGAAACGUGCUGUUUAUAAAUACUGCAACUGCCAUGUGGACAUGGGACAGUAUGAGCCGAUGAUGGGGUGUGACAAUCCGAAUUGCAGGAAUGAGUGGUUUCAUUUGAAAUGUGUAGGACUGAAAAAUGCACCAGCUGGAAAAUGGUUCUGCAGCAAAGAAUGUAGGAUAGCAGGUUUGAAGAGGAAUUUGAAGGCUGAUACAAAGGAGGAUGGUGUGUUCAAUUACAUAACAGCACUGAUGUUUGUAGGACUGAUGGAUCUUGUCCGUCAUGAUGCUGUCCGGGAAAAUGAUGGAACAGCCAUGAUGUCCCAUUGGCGACUGGAUAUGAUCCUUUUCCAUAACAACCAUCAUCCCAAAUAUGUCUUACUUGGACACAGACUGUUAGCAGGGGUGGCUGGCUGGCUUCCAGAGCGUCUUGCCAUGGACAGUAUCUGGAAUAGAACUGUCAAUUUAGCAGGUGGUCCUGGUAGAAAUUUGGAAUGUGAUAUGGUAAACGAGUUCUUGAACAAAGAGUUUAAAGAGUCCCUGAAGGGUGCAGGAGGCAAUUUAACAGAGGAAACAAUCCACAGACAUAGCCAACUAGCUGGAGGUUUGGGCAGAGUCAUUGACAAAGCUUAUGCUGAGUCCGUUGAGGCACACCUCUCUGACUUCAUUAGGAAAGACCAUACAAGUUACACCAAGGAUUUGGAACUGUUUGUUAAACUGCUUCUACCAGAACAGUUUUUUAGGUAUAGCCCUGGAAGAAGCUUCAAAAGCUACCCUGAUUUCAAUUUCUCAAUCGAAUCCAGGCACCCGGAAAGAUUGAAGAAAAAACUGUGCCAGCUUUCUAAAAGACUUGAUAAAAUCCGGAGGUGCACAGCAACAGAUUAG